AUGACGGGUUCUUGUGCCCUUCUCUUCUGUUUGAGAGUUUCCGCUAUGAAAGGACAUCUCGCGCUUUACGCUCGCCAACCAGUUCCUCUUCCAACUACAUGCUCUCGAGCACGAAUAGAGAUUUGUGAUAGCAGCAGCCCGGUUCGAUCGAGAAAGGGGGCUCUUGCCCGUCAAGCGUUGUACUGGUCUGCAGAUAUCACUUGCAGAUCAGGGACAACCGAUGUGACUGACGGGACAGGAUCGGCUUCCAAGGAUGCUUUCCGCUAUAUGAUCCUUUCAAUUCAUAGUUUGAUGGGCUUUUAUUUUAACCUGUUUGCUAUUCUUGUGCCAGCGGAUAAUGCUUCCUUUUGCCCAAAGGCGUAUGCUUUCCGCUGUAUGCUCGAGCUUUUGUUCUUAACUACUUGCCUUCGGACGGCUGCCAAACGGAUCGAGCUGUAUCGACUAACCAUACAAUUUCGUUCAAGUUCCGCUUGCCCAUCGAAGCCUCCCCCCAACCUGCUUCUACGUCUCUCCUCAGACUAUUUACGGAGUAGAAGGAAUAGGUGUGGCGAUCUUCCAAAUCAAGAAAGUCAAGACCGUCCCUCUCAGUACCACGAUAGAAAGGGAGGCGUGAGACACUUUCGCUUGCGCUGUUGCGGUUGCUACACAGAGCAGUUUGUGUUAGGAGGGAACGAGGCGAAGCGCUUAACAGGACCCGUUGCCAGCUUUCAAACUAAUACGAGUACCACGUGGACUGAAAGAGGGCAGGCACGCCAGGCAGGGAAACCAAACCGCAUGGUGGAACAAAGGGUGAACAAUGGUAGUCUCAUACAAGCUAAGCGGGGCUUCCUGGCGCCCCACCCCGUUCUAAAUCAAUUCUUUCGAAUACAAUCCCGUAUUGAGUUUGUUUUGUUCUUGCUAAUCGAAGCCGGAAAAGGGGGAAUUUCGGUGAAAAGAAUCUAUCCCGAAUUGUUUUUUAUGACUUUAUCGACAGCAUGCCUCUCUUUCAGUGAGAUCACCAUGAUACACAAUCUUGUUGAUUUGGCAAAUAAACCUAAGCUUCUAUCAACGCUAUUUAUCUAG
Striga asiatica is the source of this 1062-nucleotide messenger RNA. The record is from the annotation of a GenBank genome assembly. NCBI's taxonomy places the organism in Eukaryota, Viridiplantae, Streptophyta, Magnoliopsida, Lamiales, Orobanchaceae.